Molecule: messenger RNA, 516 nt
Organism: Arachis ipaensis
Lineage: Eukaryota; Viridiplantae; Streptophyta; Magnoliopsida; Fabales; Fabaceae
Source: RefSeq, a predicted model, not a curated record
AUGGGAGCAAUUCCUUUUCACCACUCCAUUCUCGAGGUCCGGCUACCGAAGCACUUCGAUAAGCCUACGGACAUGAGAUAUGAUGGAACCCAGGACCCUCAGGAACACCUAACAGCCUUUGAGGCUAGGAUGAACCUCGAGGGUGUGGGCGACGAGGUGAGGUGUCGUGCUUUCCCCGUAACCCUAGCAGGACCGGCAAUCCGAUGGUUCAACGCGCUCCCCCAAGGGUCCGUGACGACUUUCGCGGACACAACUCACAGCUUUUUAGCGCAAUUUACUACGCGCAUUGCCAAAGCAAAGCACCCGAUCAACCUCCAAGGGGUAACCCAAAGAAACGGAGAACCGACCAGGAAGUAUCUUGACAGGUUCAACGAUGAAUGUCUGGAGAUGGACGGCCUGACCGACUCGGUGGCCAGCCUGUGUUUGACGAACGGGCUGUCGAACGAAGACUUUAGGAAACACCUUACCCCCAAGCCUGUAUGGACCAUGCAAGAAAUUCAGAACGUUACAAGAUAA